Lathyrus oleraceus (garden pea) is the source of this 813-nucleotide messenger RNA. RefSeq lists its product as uncharacterized. The transcript has 7 exons. The coding region runs from base 1 to 813 and encodes 270 amino acids. The record is from RefSeq and is a predicted model, not a curated record. Gene Ontology annotation, biological process: proteolysis. Lineage: Eukaryota; Viridiplantae; Streptophyta; Magnoliopsida; Fabales; Fabaceae. Gene Ontology annotation, molecular function: cysteine-type peptidase activity.
AUGAUUGGUAAUGAAGACUUCAUGCAAGUUUUUAGUCAUGAAGAAAUCGGCGUCAACGUUGUCAAUACAUAUAUUAGGUUUUUGUAUGACAAAUUGAUGCGCCCCAAUGGUUUGGACGUGUCAUUCGGAUUCUUAGCACCCGCGACCGUCAACUUAGUUUUAAUCUUAAAUAGACCGGAUACCGUGACGGAGUACGUUCUUCGGAUCCUCAUGGACAAUAAAGAUGCGGAGAAGUUGUUUUUUAUACCGUUUAAUACCGGUGGACAUUGGUUGUUGCUCGCAAUCAAUCCUAUCCGAGAAAUUGUGUAUUAUCUUGACUCGUUAGGAAAUGAUUGGACAACAUACCCGGAUAUGAAGGUCCUAAUUGACACCGUCCUACAAGCUUUUCGGGCCCAACGAGUUAUCCAAACCUCAAGGAGGGAUACUGAGCUAAUAAAUGUAAUUGAGGCAUUGAAGGACUCAAAGUGGAUGCAAGCAAUGAAGGAGGAACUGAAGUCCAUAAAAUUUUACAAUACCUUGUCACUAGUCGAAUUUCCACAAGGCAAGAAGGUAGUUGAUGUGAAGUGGGUUUAUAAAGUGAAGUUGAAUCCAAAAGUAGAAGUAACUAGAUGCAAAGUAAGACUUGUAUCCAAAGCACUUCUUCAGAGAGAAGGAAACAACUUUUAUGAAUCUUUGCACCAGUUGCUAGGAUCAAAACAAUCAGAUGAAGGGGUUUAUGUAGCACAACCAACCAGUUUUUUGAAAGCAAUAACAAGAAGGAAAGGUAGAUGCAAGAAGGAGAAUGGAGACUUUAAAGGUGAUAUGAGCAAGUAG